Clarias gariepinus (North African catfish) is the source of this 7642-nucleotide messenger RNA. It is a transcript of the gene sec16a, whose product is annotated as SEC16 homolog A, endoplasmic reticulum export factor. Gene Ontology annotation, biological process: Golgi organization; COPII vesicle coat assembly; autophagy. The record is from RefSeq and is a predicted model, not a curated record. Lineage: Eukaryota; Metazoa; Chordata; Actinopteri; Siluriformes; Clariidae. The transcript is spliced from 31 exons. The coding region runs from base 230 to 6751 and encodes 2173 amino acids. Gene Ontology annotation, cellular component: ER to Golgi transport vesicle membrane; endoplasmic reticulum exit site.
GCGACGUCUCGCGCGCUCGGCGCUCGGCAGCGCUGUGACGUCGCAUGUACACGUCGCGCAGGAUGUGCUUGGUAAAGAUGGCGGACGAGUGUCAGCCUUAACGUCCUGCACAGCUGUAAGAAUAACACGCUGCAUCAUAUUUACCCGAUCCGCGACUUAUCAGUCAAGGGAACGAUCAGAGGGAGUGUCUUCUAUCCUGAGCUCUGGGGGCCUGCGUUAUUAAGCAGAGAUGCAACCCCUUCCUACUACUGUGCCACCUGGAGCAUGUGGUACAUCACCACCACCGCCACCACCUACCUCUGGUGGCUCAAACGUCUUCAGGAGAAAUCGACCACACAAGCAUGGAGCACUGGCGCCAAAUGCAGCAUCAACUCCACCCCCACAGCCACUGACUGACCCUUUUGCCUUUGGGAGGCAGGGCUCUCCAUCUGCAAGAGUAAGCAACCAGACUCCUCCUUUAAACAGCAGUCCCCUUCCUAUGCAAGCCCCUCUCACAGCAGGGUUUAAUCAAAGUGAUCCACCUCAAGGCCCACCAUCAGGAGCACAAGUGCCAAUAACUGGUCCUGUACAAACCUUUUUCACCCCACAACCUGGUCCUUCAGGACUUCCACUGGCAUCUAAUCCACGUUCUGCGGAACCUGGCUACUUCAGCUCCCAGGAACCAAUGCCGUACAUCGCACAGUUGCCUAACUCUGUCCCUCUUUUUAGUUCUAGCACAAUGCAUGCUCCCCCUGCAGCCUCAACGCCACCAUACCAAAGUAUGCCACUGUUUCAGCCCACAGCACCUGCUCCAUCCCUUUCUGGGCCUGACCAUGGCAGUCGUCCUCCAUCUGUUCAGAACUACUUUCAGCCAACCAGUGAUACCCCACAGCCUUUUCAUGCGUACUCACAGACACAGGCUCCUCCACCUGCCCCGUUGUCCCAUCAAGGUCCAUUUCAGUCACAAUCUCAGAAUCAUAGUCAGUCAACCUUACUGAAUAUGGGUGAGCCUGUAAUGUCCCAGCAACAAAACUCUCACUUUCCAGCCCAGACCUAUUUAAGCCAGACAGGUGGUUCCUCAGAGCCAUGGUUUAAUCAGGUUCCACAGGACCCCUUGCAGCGUUCCUGCCCAGUUCCAUAUAGUGUUCCAUCUGCUGACCCUGGAACGAUGUCCAUGUUCUUUCAUGGCAAUGAUGUAGAAAAUGAAGAGACUCUUUCUGGAGAGGGCCAUGUAAAUGGGGUCUCCCACCCUCCCCAAGGCAGGGAAGUUACUGAAACCCUUAAUCCCCGUUUGAAUGAAACUGGGAAUGUCAAAGUGACUGCAGGUCCAUGUGACUCAGUUGAGAAUCUGGAAUGUGUUCCAAAUCAGGAAGUUUUGCCCAACGAACUACCGCCAAGCCAUGUUUAUGAGGCAGGGCCUAACUUGGAAACACCUGACUCUGCCUCUCGUCCAGCACGAUCUGCAAGCGUCUCAUCCAGCUAUAGCAAUAUCAGUCACAGUAGUGGUCAUGCCCCUCACAGUAGCAGCAGUCACCCUCCUCGACGACAUCAGGGAGUUGUUGGGACAUUUAUCCAACAGGAAAGCCCCCGGCCCCCUGAUAUACCAGCAUCCCAACCUUCUGCUGGCGGUUACUUUGAACAGAUAGAUUCUGCUCCUGCUCCAGAGCCAAGUCCUACUUUCCCCACACCCAGCCCUCCAAAGCCAGUUGGGGUGUUCCAGGCCAGUGCGAACUCUUCCUUUCAGCCUGUGCGGUCACACAGUGUAGGGGUUAGACCUGCUGAAGUUGACCGUGCUAGAAUGGUAGUGGAAAAAGUUGGGGGUGAUGUCUUACCUGGCAACUUGGAACAGCCUCCAGACAAUAUGGAGACCAUCUACUUUCCUGGAGGACAGGAUCGCAGGCCUUUGUCUCGAGCUCAGGGGCCGCAACGACCCUGUGAUAGUCCAACCACAACACUCUGGGCUCAGAAUGAUGCAGCUAGUCUUGGUGCUAAUAUACUUUUGGCACCUGCAGCACCUCUUCUUGCUACUACAAUAGCUACAUCAAGUAAGUCCAGUACUGAGAUUAUCCAGCCACCAGAAGACGGGCCCCUGGAUCUGCAGCCUCCUAGGGUACAUCCACAGCCUCACUCGGAGAACCUAGAGAUCCCACUUGAUUCAGCUUCCCAGUCAAAUUUGGGCUAUGCUUCUUUGCUAGUGUCCACACCUCCCACAGAGACUUUAAACCAGCCUGUUUUGAUUGCCACACCCUCUUCUAACUAUACAGUGAUCUCUCCUCCAAUGCCUGUUCAAGCAAUCAAUCAGAUAAGUCCCAAGGAAACAAAUGUGCCUUCUCAGCCACUAUCUCAAGCUCAAGUGGCAAAUCAAUUGCCAAUCUCAGCCAAUCAUCCGCCUCCUCUUUUAUCUCAAACCCCAACCUGUUUUCCCCCACCUUUAAGCCAGAGUCCGUUAAAUCUGGCUCAAGAUGCUCCGCUUGCUUUCCAACCAGCCCACCCUACUGCUUUGAAGGCCCAAUCACCGAGAAGUGACUGCCAAUCGCUUCCACCUUCUAAUUUACCACUUCCUUCAUCUGCUUCUGCCAUCAAUCAGAAUCAUCAUUCAAAUUAUGAACUGCUUGAUUUUUCCAUGCACCAAUCACAGAGCACAAGUCAGGCCCCUUCUCAUGCAGCUUCUACUCCUGCACCAGUAAAUAAUGCAGCUGGCUUCUACUUGCAGGUCACCAAAGAUGCGCAGCAAGGGGCACGAGUGGAUAGUGAGCCUCCACUUCAGCCACCAACCUUGAAUCCCCCUAGAGCACCCAGUAAUCAGUCUAACAAUGGCCCCUCUGGUCCCUCUAAUCCACCAUAUCCAGCUCCUCAAUAUCAACAUCCCCCACAGCCUAUCCCUGUUUCUCAAACCACCCAAUCCUCUGCAUAUCCUCCUCAAUCUGGUAAUUCUACUGGCACACAUGACCCCCAGCGUCCCCCAUCUGUACAUGGAUAUGGUGCCCAACCUCCUAUGCCUUCUGGCCCUGGAUUUGGCAGCUAUUAUACAGAGUACCAGAACGGAAGGAAUCCCUUCCCACCUUCUUACCCACAUGUGGACCCAAGGACUCAGAACUACUACCAGGAAGACCCUUACCGAAGGGGAGAUCCACAGUAUGGCCGGUACAAUGGACCAAACCCUGGUUACCGGGAGGCAGACCGACAGCCAGAGAGGCCAAGUUCUAGGACCAGUCAGUACUCUGACCGACCCAACUCCAGGCAGGAGUAUGCUGAGGAUUAUCCUAGAUCUAACCGCAGUGCCUAUGAAGACUAUGUAAAUUACUGGAAGUACAUGGAUCAAAACAAGCGGUAUGACCCCAAUGUUCUAUAUGACCCCCGUUAUCGAAGCUACUACGAACAGGCCUAUGCCUGGUAUAAUUAUGACCCUGAGGCUUACAGGAGACUUGACCCGUAUUUUGGCCAUCAGUAUUUCAGCAGUUAUGACCAUCACCCCAGACGUGAAGGCUUUGACGACCCAUGGCGUUACUUUCCUGGCUACGAUUCGAGUUUUGAAGAUGACGUCCGCCGUAGGGUCCCAUACGGAGAUGAUUUGGACCAGCGCUCUGUUCACAGUGUGAAAUCGACGCACAGCCGUCGGAGCAGCUUCAGCUCCCGCUCACAGAGUCAGGUGUACAGGAGUCAGCCUGAUCUUGUUGCUGCAAGUUAUGAACCGACCGCGACCACACUGCCUGGAGAUUAUUCCUAUGGUCAGUUCGCCGAGCAGUCAGACACCAUAAAUUACAGCCAGUAUGAUCCCACGAACACCACCUGGGCUGCUCCUGAACAGGCUCCUCCAAGGCCGUUGACUCCGGAGAAGUUCUCAGUCCCUCACUGCUGUGCUCGGUUUGGGCCAGCAGGUCAGCUGAUCCAUGUUCAGCCCAACCUGCCGUCAGCUGGCCAGCCUGCCCUUGUCGAGAUUCAUAGCAUGGAGACAAUGAUGCAGGAUUUUGCAGAGCAGGUCGAGUUACGCACCUUCCCGGGGCCACUUGUUAAGGAGGAAACCCAUAAGGUGGAUGUUAUAAAGUUUGCCCAGAACAAAGCUCAGGAGUGCAUGCGCAAUGAUAACCUCAUUGACAAGGACUCUGCAUUCCUCAUUUGGGAGUUCAUUGUGCUGCUGUGUCGUCAGAAUGGGACGGUCGUUGGCACAGACAUUGCCGAUCUCUUGCUGAAGGAACAUCGUUCCGUGUGGCUGCCAGGAAAAUCGCCCAAUGAGGCGAAUCUGAUUGACUUUACCAAUGAGGCACUGGAACGUCCAGAGGAGAAGGGGUCUGGGCCGAUCUCGCUCCUAUCAGACACCUUCAUGGGCGUGGCUGAGAACGUGGGCAAGGAGACGGAACGAUUCCGAGAGCUGCUGCUCUUUGGGCGGAAAAAGGAUGCGCUCGAGUCCGCUAUGAAGAACGGGCUUUGGGGACACGCCCUCCUCCUAGCCAGUAAGAUGGACAACAGGACACAUGCAAGAGUCAUGACGAGGUUUGCCAACAGUCUCCCCAUUAACGAUCCACUGCAGACAGUCUACCAGCUCAUGUCAGGAAGGAUGCCAGCUUCCGCUACAUGCUGUGGAGAUGAGAAGUGGGGCGACUGGCGCCCUCACCUGGCCAUGGUUCUUUCCAACCUCACUCAUGCUCUCGACUUGGACACGCGCACCAUCUCGACCAUGGGAGACACGCUGGCUUCUAAAGGUCUGCUUGAUGCUGCUCAUUUCUGUUACUUGAUGGCUCAGGUGGGUUUUGGCGUCUUUACCAAGAAGAGCACCAAGAUGGUCCUCAUUGGCUCCAACCACAGUCUUCCAUUUGUGAGAUUCUGUGCUACAGAAGCGAUCCAGAGGACCGAAGCGUACGAGUAUGCACAGUCACUUGGUUCCCAGCCUCUUUCACUGCCCAACUUCCAGGUGUUUAAGUUCAUCUAUGCGUGCCGUCUGGCGGAGACGGGGCUUUGCGCCCAAGCAUUUCACUACUGCGAGGUCAUUUCGCGUGCAAUUCUGUCCAUGCCCAGCUACCAUUCUCCUGUUUUCAUCAGUCAGCUUAUACAGAUGUCUGAGCGAUUGAGGUUUUUUGACCCCCAGUUGAAGGAAAAGCCAGAGCAAGAACUCUUUCAGGAGCCUGACUGGCUGUUACACUUAAGGAAACUCCAGAGCCAGAUCAAGGAGGGUGUGAUAAUGUGUACAGAUCACAGUACUCAGCCAUCUGGUUGCACUACACCAAGCUCGGAGGAUGAAGCUGAAGCUCCAUCUUUUCCAAACUCUGACCCUCACAACCCUCUCAUGACCACCCUAAUGUCCCAGUCUGGCCCAUCCAUGCCUGGGGUGCAGCUUGUGCCACCAGCUCCAACGACUAUUUUGCAAGAUGGUUCUCUGCACCACGAGUCUUUGCCGAAUGAGGGUAUCCCAUUUAACCCAGCAGCCCCUCUUCCACCCCAACCUGGCUUUAUCCCUCAAUUCCCAGCUGAGGGCCAGGGGUCAUACCCAUCCAUUGCACCCCAGAGUCCCAAGCACUUGCCCCCUAGCAUGCCUCCUCAUAUGCCCAUGUACACACCAAUGGAGAUGCCCCCUCAGAUGCCCCCUCAGAUGCCGCCUCAGAUGCCCCAUCAGAUGCCGCCUCAGAUGCCCCCUCAGAUGCCCCCUCAGAUGCCCCAUCAGAUGCCGCCUCAGAUGCCCCCUCAGAUGCCUGGCAUAGACACUACACCUACUCCACCAUCUCCGCAGCAUGGACAUCUACCGUCUCCACUUUCCCAUGGUGGUCAGCCUCCUGACUUCUAUGACAGCAUGGCAGGGAUGAGCUUAGGAAGGAGAUCCAGAACCACAUCUCAGUCUUCACUGCCCCGGACGUCUGGACGUCGCUCUCGCACUACGUCAGAGUCGUCCACUCGUUCGACGGGACGAGAACGCAGCAACUCUAUAGCCAAUCAGAGCUCUCCUCCUCCUCCACCGAUACCAGAGGCUCCUGUCCAGGAAGCACCUACGAAAACCAGGAAGGACUCGCCCAAAAAGGGAGGAGGAGGAGGAGGAGGAGGCGGCGGCUUCUUAGGCUGGUUGACCCGAAAGGUCAGGACUGAAGCUCAUCUGCCAGAUGACAAGAACAAAUCUAUUGUUUGGGAUGAAAACAAGCAAAGAUGGGUGAAUCUCGAUGAACCAGAGGAGGAGAGCAAGCCACCACCCCCUCCUCCCUCCACAUUUCCAAAAGCUCCAAUGGGUAACAUGGGGCUCGGGCCUGGCAUGGGCGCACCCCCUGCAGGGCCACCUGUUAAUAUGUUCUCCAGGAAAGCAGGCACUAAGGCUCGGUAUGUGGACGUGUUGAAUCCUGGCCGGCGUAAUUCCAACCCUACACCUGCUGUUGCUCCGCCCGCUGAUCUCUUUGCUCCACUUGCACCCAUGGCUAUGCCAACGAACCUCUUCGUUCCCACUGCAGCACCAGAUGACCAGCAGCCAAUGGAGGGAAGUGUUCCAGACAGCAAUGGAAACACAGAACACAUUCAGCCAAACGCAACAGUUCCACAGAUGUUCAACCCAACUCUCUUGCCCUCGGGUCGAGAAGGUGCUCAGUCAGGAGAGCUCUCACGUUCUAGUUCAAUGAGUUCUUUAUCACGAGAAGUGAGUCGGCAUUUAAACCAGGUCCCUACAGAAUUACCUGUCCAGGGAGCUCCACCCCCCGGGGGCGUGACUUUCUAUAACCCCUCCCAGUUUGCACAGUCUGUGCCUCCAGCUCGUUCCCGUCCAGGCCGGUUGGGACAGCGCGAGUACCCGACACUGAAAUAAGCCGACAGAGCUGUGGUUGCAAAUCAGUGUGUUUUUACAUCUCAUCAGACUGAAUGAAUCAGAAGUGGACAAGUACAGGCAUCUGGCCUCCCAGUCUUCAUCUUCAUCAUCGUCUUAUUUUACCUUGCAUAGUGUACACCAUAAAGAAAGCUGUGGAUUCCUUCAUCUGUGUCUUUUCACUUUUCUUCCAUCUUCCUUUUUUUCCGCCCUGUAUUUAGACUGGAUUGCUCCUACGCCAGUAGGUGUGAACAUAAAGUGCAAUAAUUGUGUUUAGCUUUCAGUUAGACCUUUCUAAUUAACUGCAUUUCAGCAUAUGUUUGUGCAAGUGUGUGUGCAUGUGUGUGUGUGUGUGCGCGAAAACUAGAGUGGGGAGUGCCGUUUGGAUGCAGACAGUGCUGGGUGUGUUCAUCCUGCCUGUUUUCAUCAGUGAGGGUCGUUAGGAGAUUUUAGAUAUUUAUUAAGGCUUUCUAUCGGAACGAGACACUAGAUCAUAACUUUUUUUUUUUUAAUCACCACAAAUCCCAAAUCUGUAUAUCCGAAUGAAUAUUUAUGAGCUGUAGUUUGUCCCUGCUUUUCUGAUGCAACUGUAGACUUUUCUAGGUUUCUAAUAGAUUUGUCAUUUAUAUUAAUUUCUCCAGAUUUCACUGCUUAGAUUUAUUUUUUGAUUUAUGAUUUUUCCCCCCCUUAAUUCUUUCUCAUAAACCUAAUCUUCACUAGUCUCGUUCCGGUGCCCACUGCGAGGGAGUUUUUUUUUUUUUUUUUUUUUUUGUAAUUCCAAAGGUUUUACGACCCCUUUGAAGGAAGCCUGGACUUUUCCAUUGUUUCAAAUUCACUGUAAAAUUACUCAAAAGGAAAAAAGUUAUAAAAAUAAACAUAUUUUUGAGCUCUUUA